Molecule: messenger RNA, 2982 nt
Organism: Adineta steineri
Lineage: Eukaryota; Metazoa; Rotifera; Eurotatoria; Adinetida; Adinetidae
Source: the annotation of a GenBank genome assembly
AUGACUGAUAGUAAUAAUAAUCCUCUUAUUAAUCUAUUGAAAAAACGUUUAAAUUUGUUAACUUAUACAUUUUUGGAUGAAAAUAAAUAUAAUCAAACUUAUUUUCAACAUGCUGGAUUAACGAAUGUUGAUGUUCGAUCCUAUCAAUUACAUGGAAUUCGAUGGCUUAUUGAACGAUACGAGGCAGGUCAUGGAGCAAUUCUUAGUGAUGAAAUGGGUCUUGGAAAAACAUUACAAACAAUUGGAUUUUUAUUAUAUGUAUGUAAAGUAAAAAAACAGACUCCUUGUAUUGUGAUUAGUCCAUUAUCUGUCUUACAAAAUUGGACAACAGAACUAUCGAAAUUUGCUUCUGGAUUAAAAGUUCAAAUAUUCACUGGUGCAAAAGAUGAACGAAAUGAAUUGGCUGAAACAAUAAAAAAAUCAACAUUUGAUAUUUUAUUAACAACAUAUGAAUAUAUAUUGAAAGACACAUCAUUUUUUCAAUCAAUUAAUUGGAAAGUUCUGCUUAUUGAUGAAGCACAUAGAAUAAAAAAUUCUCAAUCCUGUUUGCAUACUACACUUAAAACUUUGGACGUGCCAUGUCGAAUUCUUCUUACUGGUACACCAAUUCAAAAUAAUUUAUCUGAACUUUAUUCAUUAUUAUCAUUUUGUGCACCGAAUAUAUUUCGUCCAAAACAACAUGAAGAUUUUGUUGAAUAUUUUCGAGCUAUCAAUACCGAUGAAGAUUGUAAGAAAACCUUAAUUGAUCUUUUAAAACCAUUUGUUUUACGACGAUUAAAACGUGAUGUUCUUAUUGAUUUACCUAAUAAAACUGAAUUAAUGAUUUUUCAUGAUUUAUCAAAAGUUCAAAAAGAUCUUUACAAAGCUAUAUUAACAAAAAAUCGAUCAAUAUUUGGUACAAGUGAAGCAGCAAGCAGAACAAGUUUAGUGAAUAUUAUGAUGCAAUUGAGAAAAGCUAUUGGACAUCCAUAUUUAUUUCCUGGUAUUGAACCUGAACCAUUUGAAAUAGGCGAACAUUUAGUUGAAGCAAGUGGUAAACUUCAUAUACUUGAUCAUCUUCUUACACAUUUAUAUAAAAAAAAACAUAAAGUACUUUUAUUUUCACAAUUCACUAGUGUUCUUGAUAUUUUACAAGAUUAUUUAACAUAUCGUGAAAUUUAUAAAUAUGAACGUCUUGAUGGAUCUGUAAGAAGUGAAGAAAGAUUUUUAGCAAUUAAUAAUUUCAAUGUCAAUGAUGAUACAUUUAUAUUUUUGUUAAGUACAAAAGCAGGUGGUGUUGGAUUAAAUCUUGUUGCAGCUGAUACAGUUAUAUUCUAUGAUUCGGAUUUUAAUCCACAGAAUGAUUUACAAGCAGCUGACCGAUGUCAUCGAAUUGGACAGAAAAGACCAGUACGAAUUAUUCGUCUUGUUUGUCAAAAUUCCUUUGAAGAAGUAAUUCUCCGUCGAGCAGAAGUAAAAUUAAAAUUAUCAAAAUCAAUCAUGGAAAAUGGCGAAUUAGCAUCUGGUCUAAAUACAACUAUAGAAACAAAAACACAGUUACAAGAUGUACUUAAAAUUGGUAUUGAUAAAUUAUUAGAUGAGACAGAACAAAUGGAUUAUGCAAAAAUUGAUUUUAAUACAAUUUUGGGUAAAACAGAUAAAAAUGGUCAUUGGCUUGAUAUUGAAGAAACUAAGAAAAAUCAAAAUGAAGAUGAACAAUCUCAAUUAAACGUUGUUAACGAUGAUGAUAUGUAUUUAUUCGAAGGUAUUAAUUAUCGUGAUGCUGCACAAAAACCUGAUAUUGAUUUCUUCGAUCGUCUUAUUCUUAAUGAUGAAAAAACAAAUACUAAAUCAACUGAAUCAUCAAAUCAACGUACAAGUGAACGUCCACAACGUCGACAAAUGACUGAAGAAGAAAAAUUAACACGUGCAGAAAAGAGUCGUGAGACAAAAGCUCGACGAAAACAAGAAAUAGAAGAAGAAGAACAAAAACGUAAAGAACGACAUAGAGCAAGAUUACAACAACUUUGGGCAUCGAAGAACUAUAAUUCUUCUCGUGUAUCUUUGUCAGAUGACGAAGAUGAAAAUAUCGAUGAAACUGUGCAAACAGAUAAUGAAGAUGAUACUAGUGGUGAGACGAAAUUACAUUAUGUAUUUGGUAAUGUGAUGAAACCUCAACUACAUGGAGAAAAAUGUGCUAUUUCAGUUCACUGUGUUGAUGAUUCUGGUCGAUGGCCAUCUAAAGGUGUAUUUGCAUCAAUCUCUCAACGUUCAAAAGAACCAGAAAACCAAUAUACACUUGCUUAUGAUAUGAAAGAUAUUCAUAUGGGUGAUACUCAUUUGAUUUCACUCAAUGAUUGUGUUGUUGAUGAUGAUGAACCUUCAUGUGAUCAAUAUAUGGCAUUGAUUGUUGCUCAACAUAAUAAUAAAUUUGAUUUUACUGCUCUUAAUUCAGCUCUACGAAGCCUAGCCGAAGCAGCAAAACAAUUCAAGGCAACUGUUCAUUUACCUCGUAUUGGUGUUGGUUCUCAAGGUUUCAAUUGGUAUGGUACUGAAAAAUUAAUAAAAAAAUACUUAUCAUCUCGUGGUAUUUCUACAUAUAUCUAUUAUUUUAAACGUAAUGAUGGCACAGCAAACAACAAGCGAUUACAUGAACAAUCAUAUAAUAAUAGCAAACGAUCAUCCAGUAUUUUAGAUAAAACAAACAGUAUUAGCCAAUUAAAAGUUCAUUUACCUAAUUAUCUAGCUGGUGUUCAUAUUUUCUUUCAUGAUAUUGAUGAUACGACAAAAAAAAGAUUACAACGUUUUGUUUAUGCUUUUGAUGGUGAAAUUAAUGAAACAACCAAUGUUAAGACAACGACACAUAUUUUAGCUUUAGGUGAUUGUAAAGAUGUACUUGCAUUACAGGAUGUUUGUCCAAAUGCUCGUGUUAUCAAUAUUGAGUGGCUUGAUGCUUGUAUUAGCCAUGGAAAAAAAAUCAAUACAGAUAUUUAUGAACUGUGA